AUUCCCGACAGAGCGGACGGUCGGAGCUGCUGGUGGUGCCUCCUCUUUGUCUUUGCAAAAUCUCGCUAAUUUGCUGCAAGAAGCUGGUCGUGUCGUCACGCGAGAGGAAAACACCGCCUGCCUGACAUUUGCUCCAGCCGCUUCGGAAUAAUCAAUUUGCCGCUGUUUACUACGAAAGAAAGAAAGAACGCAUCGGCAGUGCGUAAUAGAUAGUUCACAUGGAGCUGCUCGUGUCCAGUCGGUGGCCGACGACGACCCAGCAGCACUAGCCGCAGCUGACCCGCAUAAUCUGCGAGCUUGACCCUGACCUGGCUUACCCUGAGCUCGGGCUGAGCAGCGAACGAACGAGUGAGUCGAGGCCCGAUGGUGUUGCUGCGCCAACUCAGCUGCUGGUCUCGAUUUCGGCUGGACAGUGCGGGACAGGCGCGCCACGUGCUCUUGGCCGUGUCCAGCAGCAGCCGCGGCGGCCGCAGCAACCAGAGGCGCAGAACAGGCGGCCACGGUUUGGUGCGACGGUGAGAGUCGGUUAAGCGGCAUGGAGAUUGAAAUGGCUAGCUUUUUCGACCUGCACAACCUGACCAAGGGCCUCGAAGGCCCCUCCCGACCUGCAAAGACGCCCACUUGGACGACCCUGAGUCCCACAGGCUCGACAGGUUCCUCGGAUGACGCUGCCGAGCCUUGUCCUUGGUCUCCGGAGUUCAGGCAAACCCUCAGGAUGAGACUGCAGGGCCAGCACCCGCUGAGCGAGGAGAACAUCGCGGGCCGCGUGGCGUCGGCGCCCGCGGCGCCGGCUGCGUCGCGGAAGCGGAAGAUGUGGGACGGCGACCUGGAGGGUCUCGAGGUGAAGUCGCUGCCCGGCGAGCUGGCGGCGCCGAGCGAGCUGCUGCUGCACGACGAGCCGCCGCGCGUCUUCAGCGCCAGCCACGGCACCACGCUGCACCACCUCGAAGACCUCCGGCCCCCCGCCAGCCCCCUCCGCCGCUGCCCCAAGCCCCGCACCCCCGACGGAGUGCUGUCCGGCAGGAUGACGUCGCUGGACAUCGACUACAGCUUGGCGGCCGAUCUCGAUGGCAGUCUGUCCGGCCUCGGCGAGGACAUCAGCACUGCUUCUUAUAAUAUGAGCGACGCGUUGCUGGCGCUUCCGACGGUGCCAGUUUUCAAGCAAGAAGACAACUCUCCAACCAACCAGACAAACAGCAGCAGGCAGCAGAACCAGCGAUCGGCGUCGGCGGAAAUGGACCGAGAGUCUCCGACGAGUCUGCACACCCUUUUCCACUCGCACACCCUGGCUGGGGGCGGCGGAGGCGGCAACGGCGGCGACGCAGGCUACCACAGCCCCCCGGGCGAGCGCCACUCGCAACACGGACACUCGGGCUUGGGCAGCAGCAACGGCGCCAACCAGCAGCCGGCUGAUCAGCUCGGCCUCGAGCGCUUCCAGCGCCUCGACAAACUCAACAACACUGUUGCCGGCGAGGAUUAUAGGUUCCAAUACGUGUUGGCGGCGGCGACGUCGAUCGCCACCAAAAUGAACGAAGAGUCGCUGACGUACCUGAACCAGGGCCAGUCGUACGAGAUCAAACUGAAGAAGCUGGGCGACCUGUCGGCCUUCCGCGGCACCAUCCUGAAGAGCGCCAUCCGCAUGUGCUUCCAGGAGCGCCGCCUGCAGUACAUGGAGCGCGAGAAACUGGCCGCGUGGCGCCAGUCGCGGCCCGGCGAGCGCAUCCUCGAGCUCGACAUUCCGCUCUCCUACGGCCUCUGGGACGCCGUCCAGGACCCUGAGCACCUCAACACCGUCGAGUUCUCCUGGGAUCCGACCAAGGAGGUCGGCGCCUACAUCAAGGUGCACUGCAUCAGCACGGAAUUCACGCCGAAGAAGCACGGCGGGGAGAAGGGCGUGCCGUUCCGCAUCCAGGUGGAGACGUACUCGCAGGGCGACGGCAGCACCGUGCGCCGCCUGCACACCGCCGCCUGCCAGAUCAAGGUGUUCAAACUGAAAGGCGCCGACCGCAAGCACAAACAGGACAGGGAGAAGAUCCAGAAGCGGCCCCUCUCCGAGCAGGAGAAAUACCAACCCUCCUACGAGUGCACCGUCCUCACAGAUGUGUCUCCGGAAACUACUAUUUUAUUUCCCGCGGGCACGUCCUGCGCCAACGGCGGCCUGGUCAGCAACUUUGGUCCUAAUGACAAUAUGCAAAUCGACGGCAGUCCGAGCAGUUUGGUCAAGGAGGAAAGCGCUGCGUGCAACACCACCAGCGGCACUCUGCCCAACCAAAGCGCCCAGCAGCCCCAACAGCCCAUCACUGAGUACCUUGAGGAAGUGCCGAUCAGUGCUGUCGAGGUGUUCAUGGAGCCAUUGCCGGCGGAGGCGAGCGCCACGCAGACGGCGCAGUGGCUGCAGACGCACCGCUUCGGCCACUUCCUGCGCACCCUCAACGGCUUCAGCGGCGCCGACAUCCUCAGAUUGACCAGGGAGGACAUGAUUCAAAUCUGCGGCAUCGCUGACGGCAUCCGCCUCUUCAACGCACUCCAUUCCAAGUCGGUCAUUCCGCGUCUGACGCUCUACCUGUGCCAAGAGGGUGCGCAGGUGUACCACGCCCUCUACCUGCACUCGCUGCAGCGCACGGAGAUGACCUCUCGGCUGGCCGAGUUGGUCGGCAUCCCGACGCCCAGCGUCAUUGACGUCUACCUUCAGGGUCCGAACGGCAUCCACAUAUACCUGAACGACCAGGUGGUCGCUAACCUGAAGGACGAAUCCAUGUUCUUCGUCGAGAUUUUAAACGAUGGUUCCAGCGAAAACAAUUAUCGCCUUCUGCUCAAAAGCACGAGUCCGCAGCAGCAGCAGCAGUGAUUUGUGAUGCAAGAGCAGUGUCUAAUUUAAAAAACUCUUUUUGAGCCGAAGCGGAACUCUGAAAAAGUGAUCAAAAAUGCUCAUCGCUUGCCAACGCAAAGUGUCUUUCCGAACAAAGUGUGGGGCCAAGUGACAGAUUUUGUGCAACACGAUCUAUUCUUAGAAUGUAAAUUAAUUAAUUUGCCAUAUCACUGGUGACGGGCGGGCUGUGAAAUUACAUAAUUAAUUCCGAAAAGUGCCUAUUUUCAUUUUUUUUCACAGCCCUUGUGACUGGGUUUUCACAUCACCAAAAGAAAGCUUGCUUUUAAACAUAAGUUUGCAUUUUUUAUUGAAUCGUUUCUCAAUAUAAAAAAUAUAUAUUUACACGGAUCGAAGAGAGAAUUUACAAAGUGGACGCGUACUUUCGCACAAUGUCUCUGUAAAAGUCGAAGAGGAAGUCGGACGCCUGCCUGCACUUUUCCAAGCCAUUGUUGUACGUCUGCACGGGAAACGUGCCCGAAGUGUACGACGCGAUCACGUUUUUGUUGAUGCUGUCAAAGGCGAACGUCAGGCUCGCUUUGCACUCCUGAAACAAAAAUCAAUAAUUAUAUAGGUUGUUUAAAUGAAAAAAAUGUACGAAUAAAUAUAUUUUCUAGACA
Messenger RNA from Cloeon dipterum, 3486 nucleotides. It is a transcript of the gene gem, whose product is annotated as gemini. The transcript is spliced from 15 exons. The record is from RefSeq and is a predicted model, not a curated record. Gene Ontology annotation, biological process: regulation of transcription by RNA polymerase II. The coding region runs from base 536 to 2848 and encodes 770 amino acids. Gene Ontology annotation, molecular function: DNA-binding transcription activator activity, RNA polymerase II-specific; RNA polymerase II cis-regulatory region sequence-specific DNA binding. Lineage: Eukaryota; Metazoa; Arthropoda; Insecta; Ephemeroptera; Baetidae. Gene Ontology annotation, cellular component: nucleus.